CGCAGGCGGAUAUGACCCUUUCCUCAGCUGCCGCCAAGGUGCUCGGUUCUUCCGAGGAAGCUAAGGCCGCGUUGGGGUGAGGCCCUCACUUCAUCCGGCGACUAGCACCGUGCCAGCAGUCCACAACAUGGCUUCUGUCUCCGAGCUCGCCUGCAUCUACUCCGCCCUCAUCCUGCACGAUGACGAGGUGACGGUCACGGAGGAUAAGAUCAAUGCCCUCAUUAAAGCAGCUGGUGUCAGUGUUGAACCUUUCUGGCCUGGCUUGUUUGCAAAGGCUCUGGCCAAUGUCAACAUUGGGAGCCUCAUAUGCAAUGUAGGUGCUGGUGGGCCUGCUCCGGCAGCUGGAGCUGCACCUGCUGGUGGGCCUGCUCCAUCCACCGCUGCUGCCCCAGCUGAGGAGAAGAAAGUGGAAGCAAAGAAAGAAGAAUCCGAGGAGUCAGAGGAUGACAUGGGCUUUGGUCUUUUUGACUAAACUGCUUUUGUUGACAUGUCCAAUAAAGAGCUGAACCUGUAGGUGGGCUGGUCUCA
Arvicanthis niloticus (Nile rat) is the source of this 528-nucleotide messenger RNA. Lineage: Eukaryota; Metazoa; Chordata; Mammalia; Rodentia; Muridae. The record is from RefSeq and is a predicted model, not a curated record.